AUGCCUGGAGUUACUGUAAAAGACGUGAACCAGCAGGAGUUCGUCAGCGCUCUGGCAGCCUUCCUCAACAAGUCCGGGAAGCUGAAAGUCCCCGAAUGGGUGGGCACCGUCAAGCUGGCCAAGCUUGGCCAAGAACUUGCUCCCUAUGAUGAGAACUGGUUCUACACACGAGCUGCUUCUACGGCACCUUGGGUCCUCCAAGCCCUGGAGGGGCUGAAAAUGGUGGAAAAGGACCAAGAUGGGGGCCGCAAACUGACGCCUCAGGGACAGAGAGAUCUGGACAGAAUCGCUGGACAGGUGGCACCUGCCAACAAGAAGUGUUAG
Rangifer tarandus platyrhynchus (Svalbard reindeer) is the source of this 324-nucleotide messenger RNA. The record is from the annotation of a GenBank genome assembly. Lineage: Eukaryota; Metazoa; Chordata; Mammalia; Artiodactyla; Cervidae.